Molecule: messenger RNA, 1432 nt
Organism: Lottia gigantea (owl limpet)
Lineage: Eukaryota; Metazoa; Mollusca; Gastropoda; Lottiidae
Exons: 8
Coding region: 235-1017 (260 amino acids)
Cellular component (GO): cytoplasm
Molecular function (GO): zinc ion binding; carbonate dehydratase activity
Source: RefSeq, a predicted model, not a curated record
AUUUCACCAAGAGAGGACGAUCUAUUUAUUUCACUACUUCACUGUCCAGUUUUAACAGUUUUUUGUUUUAAUGGUCGUUAAUUUUAUUGAAGUCAAUUUUUAGAGAACCCGUAGCAUAUAACGUGAAACCAGCAGUUGAACCAGUCAUCAGCUUUCUUCAGCACGAGCACAAACGGUUGCCGUUAGUUAAAGGAUUUAUACCACUUGUAAAGCAGAUUACUGUAAACUAUAGAAAUGGCAACUUGGGGAUAUGGCAAUGACAACGGACCCGCUACCUGGGUUAAAAGUUUCCCUGUCGCUGCUGGUACCAGACAAUCACCUAUUGAUAUUGUUCCCACAGCCGCUAAGUGUGAUACCAAGUUAACAGAAAAUCCAUUAACAGUUAACUAUUCGCCAGAACCAGCAAUGGAAUUAUGUAACCCAGGUCUGAGUGUGAAAGCCAAUAUUAAAAGCAAAAGUGUUAUCAAAGGUGGACCAUUAGAAGGAGAAUAUAAAUUAGAACAGUUCCAUUUACAUUGGGGAUCUGCAGAUAAACAAGGAUCAGAACACACUCUUAAUGGUAAAAUGUUCCCUGCAGAGUUACAUUUGGUGCACUACAAUGCAACAAAAUAUUCCAGUUUUGGUGAAGCCGUAGAUAAGCCUGAUGGUCUUGCUGUAUUUGGUAUUUUCUUAAAGAUUUCUGACAAACCUCACCAAGGUUUGAAGUCACUAACUGACGUCUUAUCUGAAGUACAGUAUAAAGAUAAAAGUAUUAAUAUCAAACAAGAAUAUAACCCAGUGUGUUUAUUGCCUGACAAUAUCAACAAAUACUGGACUUAUCUUGGUUCCCUCACCACACCACCAUUGUGUGAAAGUGUAACAUGGAUUGUUUUUGAAGAACCUAUUGAGGUUUCUGAAGAUCAGAUGAAAGCAUUUAGAGCUCUCUGUUGUGGAGAAUGUGGAAGUGCACCUAUUGUAGAUAAUUAUCGACCACCUUUACCACUCGGUAACCGUCAACUUAGAGCUUCAUUUCAAUAGACUGAUGAUUGAAUGGCCGUGUACAUGACUUGCAGUAUGAAUGGUUUUAUAAAUGGAUGUAUGACAGUUUUACUCAUUUUAUCACCGACUUAUAAAUUGACUUGGAAUACAAAAUGCAAUAAUUGAAUGUAUGUAUUUUAAGGUAUCGAUUUGUAUCUCAUUUUAAAAAUCAUGUAAUUGUAAAUUCCUAAUUUUAUGUAGACGACCUUUUAAUUGUAAAGCAGUUUUUAUCAAAGUAUCGAAAUGGAUUUUAUCACGGGUUCUUGUUGCUUAUUAAAGCAUAAUUUUUGACCGUUAUCUACUGAACUGCUGGUACAGAAAGUAGUCAAAAUAAUUUUUUUCCAGCAUUAGCUAUUUUAUUUUUAACAUUGUUAAUAUAUAAUGGGUUGUUGCUAAUAAAAUUUAUUUAGGUCAU